AUGGAUGUGAUUGUUGACAAAGAUACAGAUAGUCUUAUCAUUUGUGACUAUGAGAACACACAAGUAGUACGAUGGCCUCGCCAAGGUGGUACAAGUGGAGAAACGAUCAUCCCCAACAUCGACUGCUUGAGUUUGAUGAUAGAUAAUCAGGGAUUUCUUUAUAUCUCUUCUCCGUCGGAGAAUGUUAUCAGACGAUGGCGAGUAGAAGAUAAUGGUAUUGGGACGGUGAUCGCAGGUGGAAAUGGAGCGGGUGAUUGUCUUAAUCAACUUAAUAGAGCUUUUCACAUUUUUGUUAAUCGAGAUCAUUCCAUAUAUGGGUCGGACUGUAGCAAUCAUCGUGCAGUGUAUUGGAUGAAGAACUCGAAAGAAGGGAUUGUUGUAACUGGUGGUCAAGGUGAAGGAAAUCAUUUAACACAAUGUUCUUGUCCUCAUGGAGUGAUUGCCGAUCAAUUGGAUACUGUCUAUGUAGCGAAGUUAGGAAAUAACUGA
Messenger RNA from Rotaria sp. Silwood2, 489 nucleotides. The record is from the annotation of a GenBank genome assembly. NCBI's taxonomy places the organism in Eukaryota, Metazoa, Rotifera, Eurotatoria, Philodinida, Philodinidae.